ACCAUGAAUAGUUAACUUACUACACGUAUUGAACCUUUUGUUGCACUUUUUAUUCCUUUAGCAAAUUAGGGUUUCUUCUUAACUUCUUUUGUUGAACUCCCAAGUCCCAUAGAAUCCGCAAAUUUAGAAUUUAGACACUAUUUCUCUACGUAUAGAACUUGUUCUAGAUCCGUCUCUACGAGAUGGGGAGAGGUAGGGUUGUGAUGAAGCGGAUCGAGAACAAAAUACGCAGACAAGUUACUUUCUCAAAGAGACGAUCGGGUUUAUUGAAGAAGACUAACGAGAUCUCUGUGCUAUGUGAUGCUGAGGUGGCAUUGAUUGUCUUCUCCCCAAAUGGCAAGCUCUUUGAGUACUCAACUCAAUCCAGCAUGGAAAAUAUACUGGAAAGAUACGAAACUUACUCAUAUGCGGAGAGGAACUUGAAUGCAAAUGACUCUCAAACUUAUAAGGAAAACUGGACUCUCGAGUGCCCAAAGCUCACGGCAAGGGUUGAAAUUCUGCAAAGAAAUAUAAGGCAUUUCAAGGGAGAGGAUCUAGAUGCCUUUAAUCUGCGUGAGUUUCAGGGUUUAGAGCAACAACUCGAUAUAGCUCUGAAGCGAAUUCGAACCAGGAAGAACCAGCUGAUGCAUGAGUCCAUUUCCCAGCUGCAGAAAAAGGAAAAAGAACUGCAAGAGAGAAACAACUUAAUUUCCAAGAAGCUUAAAGAAAAUGAGAAGCAGCAAACUGUGCAACAGCCGCAGUGGGGGCAAACUAAUCCAGGCCAAAGUUCUACCAUGACUUUCUUGCAACAAUCUCCCACUGUCCCUAACCUAUCAAUUGGCGGUCCUUUUCAAGCAACUGAUGAAGGUCAGGAUCGUCAUGGUUCUAAGACCUUGAUGCCUCCAUGGAUGUUCCACCAUGUCCACAGUAACAAAGGAUGAAAAGUUAAAUCUUUUCCCUCUACAGGAGUAUAUAAUACAUAUAAAAUCACGAUUGUACGACUAUUUAUUCUUCUAAUUGUAAUCAACCUAUAAUUAACAUGCACCUACUUGCUCAAUUUAUAUGGAGCAGAUGAUAAGCUAAUUAGCAAACAGCCUUAAUAGUUUUUAUGAUCUAUUAGAACUGUUAGUUUUGUGUUUGCUACAAUUGAAAAUAUUUUUCAAUGUUUGAUGUUUAGUGAAAAAUAUCUUUUGUAAGGUAUAUAUACAUAUCAAGGAUAAUGUGAGAGUCUAAGAGAUAUCCCUCCAAA
Molecule: messenger RNA, 1228 nt
Organism: Solanum dulcamara
Lineage: Eukaryota; Viridiplantae; Streptophyta; Magnoliopsida; Solanales; Solanaceae
Product: truncated transcription factor CAULIFLOWER A-like
Exons: 9
Coding region: 183-920 (245 amino acids)
Biological process (GO): positive regulation of transcription by RNA polymerase II
Cellular component (GO): nucleus
Molecular function (GO): RNA polymerase II cis-regulatory region sequence-specific DNA binding; DNA-binding transcription factor activity, RNA polymerase II-specific; protein dimerization activity
Source: RefSeq, a predicted model, not a curated record